UAAAACAACGAGCAUGGAUUUCGAAUUAGACAACUAUUUUACCCAUUAUGAAAAUUUGGAGGUGCAUGAAUUAAUGCUUCGCGAUCGUCCUAGGCAGCAGGCAUACAAAAAAGCGAUAGAAUUAAAUGCCAACUUUUUCAAAGAUAAAAUUGUAUUGGAUGUUGGAUGCGGGACAGGAAUUUUGUCCGCGUUCUGUGCGAAAGCUGGAGCAAAGUUAGUGUACGCAGUGGAAGCUUCCAAUCUAGCCGAGAUUGCUUUAAAAGUGAUGGAAGAUAAUGGAUUAACUUCAGUGGUAAAAGUUUUUCAUUCGAAGAUAGAAGAUUUCUGUUUACCAACUUCGAUUGCGAAGGUAGACAUAAUCGUUUCCGAGUGGAUGGGGUUUUAUUUGUUGCAUGAAGGCAUGUUAGAUUCUGUGCUCUUUGCGCGGGAUAAUUUCCUUAAGCCAGAUGGCCUGAUGUUUCCAACCGAGUGUGCCAUAUAUGUAGCGCCUUGUUCGGUGCCAUGUCGUUUCGAUGACUGGAAUAAUGUAGAUGGUGUGUGCCUUAAGUCAUUUAGCUCACAGCUAAGAAAACAAAAUUCCAAUAAACCUGAAAUUUUGCAAAUAUCUCCAGAGCAAUUAUUGCACAGGGGGGCUGUUGCCCAUUGGAUGAAUCUAAUGGAUGUUAAUCGAACAGAUUUGGAUGAAAUAGCAUUUGAAGAGGUAUUGGUAGCGGAGAAGUCAGGAAAACAUCAAGGGUUUUGUAUUUGGUUUGAAUGUCGUUUUCCCAGCGAAAAUUAUGAGGACGCAAUUAUCCUUUCGACGGCCCCCAAUUGUUCCAUAACUCAUUGGAAGCAAUGUGUGGUUGUUCUUCCAGAGAAUGCUUGUCUAGAAAUUGACAAUAACGCACCCAUCUCAUUUAAAAUGUCAAUGAGCCGAAGAUCGGACGAUAUUCGCAAAUACGAUUUGGAAUUUGAGUUACUAGACCCGUAUGCAAUAGAACAUCCUGUACCAUGUGAAUGCUAUAUGACUAAAUGCAUACUUCUCAAGACGCACUUGCAAAAUUUGGAUACACAUUAGUUACAUAAAAAUACGUUACAUUUUUUAUUAAUACACUUGAUAAGUGUAAAUGCUAUCUUCUCAUCCGAAUUGAUCACGUCUGUGCGAUGUCCGCUUUUUCAUCGAUUCUGCAAUUUAUACUAGCAAUUAUCGAUAAAUUGGAAAAGAACCCUUAUAUAAAUCUAAAUAUAUUUUCGGUGGAAACAUAAAGUUAAGGACACAUUUAAUUGACUUAUUAACAGGCUGAAGAAAAUUACUAAAAAUAUGUUUUCUUACAUAUAAUUGCACGAUGAAUAGUUAUUCAUAAAAAUUAAUUUGGAUCAUCAAAUAAAUUUCUUCAUAUACCUUACACCUCAAUAUAGCCAUUACAGAUUCACAGACAACUGCGUCAGCGUUUGAUGCUUGUAUUGAUAUAUUUUGAAUGGAGGCAGGACGCUUAAUUUGGCGAACGAAUUCUCUUUCAAUCCUUUGAUUUUGUAAAUAUAUUUUCCCUAAAUUUUUCCUAAAUUAAACCCAAGUUCUGGAGCCAAAAAGUACGCAAUCAUGUGAUCGAUUUGACGGAUCAACUUUGCUCAAAACUUUUCCACAAAUUUCUGCGUUACUCUCACAAUACAAAUUUGAAUGUUAUAAAAAAACAAAUGAAAUGCUCC
Glossina fuscipes is the source of this 1686-nucleotide messenger RNA. It is a transcript of the gene Art8, whose product is annotated as probable protein arginine N-methyltransferase 6.1. Gene Ontology annotation, molecular function: protein-arginine N-methyltransferase activity. Bases 14 to 1057 code for a protein of 347 amino acids. Gene Ontology annotation, biological process: peptidyl-arginine methylation. Gene Ontology annotation, cellular component: nucleus. The transcript is spliced from 2 exons. The record is from RefSeq and is a predicted model, not a curated record. NCBI's taxonomy places the organism in Eukaryota, Metazoa, Arthropoda, Insecta, Diptera, Glossinidae.